AUGUUGAACGGCUAUGCCAAUCAAUCCAGAGUUCAAACUCCGCUCCUUGUCCAUCCCGCUGCUUGGUAUCAGGCAGGCCUCAGCUUUGGCGCAUUCUUCUCUCUUAUGUCCUCAUUGUUUGCCUACGGGGACUCUUUACUACCGCAAUCCACUCGAACCGGUAUGAAUAAACAGAAGGCCAGAAAGAGCUUUGGAGAAGUUGGAGCAUUGUUUGCCGGAAUAGAAUGUGUGACUGAAGGUGCUUUGUUGCUGGAGGUGUUCUUGUGUGAAAUUCGAGACCUAAAGCUGCUCUUGGUGGCGGAUUGGCAUUUGUUGCAUUCUCCGCAGCCAUAG
Suillus subalutaceus is the source of this 333-nucleotide messenger RNA. RefSeq lists its product as uncharacterized. Bases 1 to 333 code for a protein of 110 amino acids. Lineage: Eukaryota; Fungi; Basidiomycota; Agaricomycetes; Boletales; Suillaceae. The transcript is spliced from 2 exons. The record is from RefSeq and is a predicted model, not a curated record.